AGAGCGGUGUGUCUGUGCAGGCUGAGCGGUGGCCGACAUGGAAAGGCUGGUGGAACGGCUGGAGAAGGCUGUGGAGCGCCUGGAGGGGGUGUGCCAAGGACCUGCCRCGUGCGGAGCCGGCUCUUCCCAAGCGGCGCAGUACGUGCAGGCCUUUGACGCGCUGCUCGCUGGCCCCGCUGCUGCCUACGUCAGGAUCAGCAAAGAGAUCGGCGGGGAUGUGCAGACCCACGCUGAGAUGGUUCAUGCAGGCUUGCUGAGUGAGAGGUCUCUCUUGGUGCUAGCGUCCCAACAUCAGCAGCCAACAGAGAAUAAGUUCUCAACGCUUCUGAAACCRAUUUCAGAGCAAAUCCAGGUGGUGCAGAAUUUCAGGGAGAAGAACCGUGGUAGCAAAAUGUUCAAUCACUUAUCAGCUGUCAGCGAGAGCAUCCCAGCCCUGGGCUGGGUGGCCAUGGCCCCAAAGCCUGGCCCUUACGUGAAGGAAAUGACUGAUGCUGCCAUGUUUUAUACCAACMGGAUCCUUAAGGAGUACAAGGAUGUAGAUAAAAAGCACGUGGACUGGGUGAAAGCUUAUCUGAGUAUCUGGACGGAGCUGCAGGCCUAUAUCAAAGAGUAUCACACCACAGGGCUGACCUGGAGCAAAACGGGGCCGGUAGCAACAGAAGGGGCUAAUGCACCGCGCGCUCCCCCCGGGGGAGCUGCGCCUGCCCCCCCGGGCCCUCCGCCGCCGCCUGCUCCGGCGCCCGCGUGCUCCGGCGCCGACUCGGCCACGUCGCGCUCGGCGCUGUUCGCGCAGAUCAACCGGGGAGAGGACAUCACCUCCGGCCUGAGACAUGUUUCAGAUGACAUGAAGACCCACAAAAAUCCCGCACUGAAGAACCAGGGGGGUCCUGUGCGAAGCGGACCCAAACCCUUCACUGCUCCCAAACCAGCAUGUAGUGGCAACCCCACCACAAAAACCACCUCUCCAAAGAAGGAACCUCCAUUGCUAGAGUUGGAGGGCAAGAAGUGGAGAGUGGAAAACCAUGAGAAUGCCUCUAACCUGGUGAUCAGUGACACAGAGUUGAAGCAAGUAGCRUAUGUUUUUAAGUGCAUCAAUAGCACACUCCAAGUCAAAGGCAAGAUCAACUCCAUCACCAUCGAUAACUGUAAGAAGCUAGGCUUGGUGUUUGAUGACGUGGUGGGCAUCGUGGAGAUCAUAAACAGCAGGGACAUUAAAGUUCAGGUCAUGGGGAAAGUGCCAACGAUUUCCAUCAACAAGACAGACGGUUGCCACGUUUAUCUGAGCAAGAGCUCCCUAGACUGCGAAAUCGUCAGUGCCAAGUCGUCGGAGAUGAAUGUCCUUAUUCCCACGGAGGGUGGUGACUUUACUGAACUGCCUGUCCCAGAACAGUUCAAGACAGUGUGGAACGGUCAGAAGUUGGUUACCACUGUGACAGAAAUUGCUGGCUAAGCAGACAAGCUCCAAGGCUCGUGCCCUUCCCUGGCCCUGCUGUGGGACAAAUCUGCUUUCAGAUGAUUCUCUUAGAUUUCCUGUACCUUUCUGCUCUCAAACUGCUUCUCUUCUUCCCAAGAGACACAGCUACCUGCCGACACUGAAAUACCUCUGGCUGGGAUUUGGUGUUGGUGGCGGGUCAGUCGUCAUCCCCAUCUACUAGCAGGAAGGUGUAUUUUUUUUUCUCCCCCUGUCCAGUCUAACUGCACCAAUUGAUCAUGUCAGAUUUGGGGUGAACUUCUCAGCCAGUAUUGGCAGUUGGCUUUCA
Messenger RNA from Nothoprocta perdicaria, 1760 nucleotides. RefSeq names its product cyclase associated actin cytoskeleton regulatory protein 1 (gene CAP1). Gene Ontology annotation, biological process: regulation of adenylate cyclase activity; cytoskeleton organization; cell morphogenesis. Gene Ontology annotation, molecular function: actin binding; adenylate cyclase binding. The transcript is spliced from 12 exons. NCBI's taxonomy places the organism in Eukaryota, Metazoa, Chordata, Aves, Tinamiformes, Tinamidae. The record is from RefSeq and is a predicted model, not a curated record. Bases 38 to 1450 code for a protein of 470 amino acids. Gene Ontology annotation, cellular component: cytoplasm.